AGACGUUUGAAAACUACAACCCCAGAUUUAUCCAAGAGUACAGUCUGGCAACGCAAGGACUUCCGUAUUGUAUUGAAAUUGUUUUGAAAUGCUCUUACCAUCAUUAUUAACGGCAGCUGCUGCCAGUCUUUAAAGUUGUGUGUUAUAAAAGUAUAAACGGGCUUGCUUUUGUUUUGCGACAUGAAUAGCGGUAAAUAUGCUAAGCUAGGCUAACACAAACGAUGAGGCCUUGUAGCUUGUUUUAACAUUGUUUUUAACAGCUGAUCUUUUGCAGCCAUUAGUUUCGUAUAAUUAUAAGGUGCAAAAUAGGCUGAAAACACUUAAUUCUAAGAGUGUUGUUACUAUUCCGCCAUCAUUAUGUUCAUUUAUCUCAGCAAGAAGAUUGCUAUUCCCAACAAUAUCCAUCUGAAAUGCGUUUCCUGGAACAAAGACCAGGGUUUCAUUGCUUGUGGAGGGGAUGAUGGUCUGCUGAGAGUGCUGAAGCUUGAAACUCAAACAGAUGAUGCCAGACUUCGAGGUCUUGCUGCACCCAGUAACUUGUCCAUGAACCAGACUUUGGAGGGACACAGUGGUGCGGUGCAGGUAGUGACAUGGAACGAACAAUAUGAGAAGCUGACAACCAGCGACCAAAAUGGGCUCAUCAUUGUUUGGAUGCUUUACAAAGGUGCAUGGUGUGAGGAGAUGAUUAACAACAGGAACAAGUCAGUGGUGAGAAGCAUGAGCUGGAAUGCUGAUGGUCAAAAGAUCUGCAUUGUGUAUGAAGAUGGAGCAGUCAUCGUUGGAUCUGUAGAUGGAAACCGGAUUUGGGGAAAGGAGCUGAAGGGAAGUCAGCUUGCUCAUGUGGCAUGGUCACCAGAUAGCAGAAUCCUCCUUUUUGGCAUGGCCAACGGAGAAGUACACAUUUAUGACAAUCAAGGAAACUUGAUGAAAAAAAUGACUAUCAGCUGUCUCAGCAGUUCAAGUGGAGCCGUCAGUAUAUCUGGUAUCCACUGGUAUGCAGGAAGUGGAGGUUACGUUGAGCCAGACUGUCCGUGUCUUGCCAUCUGUUUUGACAAUGGAAGAUGUCAAAUAAUGCGCUACGAGAGCGAUGAGAACCCAGUGUGCAUUGAUACUUUGAUGAAUGUGGUCAGUAUCCAGUGGAACCACUGUGGCAGUGUGCUGGCAGUGGCCGGUUCUCUCAGGGCCGCAAAUAUGGAGAAGGAAUUCAAUGUGGUGCAAUUUUACACACCGUUCGGAGAGCAUCUAAGAACUCUGAAAGUGCCUGGGAAGCAGAUGUCAGGGAUUGCCUGGGAGGGAGGAGGCCUUCGAAUUGGCCUGGCUGUGGACUCGUAUAUCUACUUUGCCAACAUAAGGCCAGAUUACAAGUGGGGCUACUGUUGCAGCACAGUGGUGUAUGCCUACACGAAGCCAGAGCGCCAGGAGUACUCCGUAGUGUUCUGGGAUACCAAAAACAAUGAGAAGUUUGUCAAAUAUGUCAAGAGCUUGAUGUCCAUCACUACUUCUGGAGACUUCUGCAUCCUGGCUAGCAAAGCAGAUGAAUCCCAGCCUCAGGAGGAUGCUGGGUCAGAAUCUGGAAAUCCUGCAAAAUACGCCCUGAUUCUGUGCAACUCCAUUGGAACUCCUCUGGACUCAAAAUACAUUGACAUUGAUCCACUGUUUGUGACCAUGACAAAGACUCAUGUCAUUGCUGCAUCCAAAGAAGRGUUUUACUUGUGGCAGUACAGAGUGGCAAAGAAGCUGACAGCUCUGGAGAUCAACCAAGUCAGCAAAACAAAGAAAGGUGGGCGGGAGAGGUUCUAUCACAUCGACAGUAAUCCUUCUGGAACCAACGACAGUGGGACCGAUUCAUUAAAAACCUUCACAGUAACUCGAGACCCUAUCUGUGGUAUUACAGCGACAGAUAAAACCCUGAUAGUGGCUUGUGAGUCUGGCACCGUUCACAGAUACAGCCUUCCAAAUGUUUCUCUCAUGCAGAAAUACUCCCUCAGCCACCGAGCUUAUUAUCUGUCUCUGAACUGCAACUCCAGUCGCCUGGCCAUAAUUGACAUCGCGGGCGUGCUGACUUUGCUGGACCUGGAAGUUCGUUCUGCUGCAGAUGACAUGGCAGGAAACCAGGCAGGUGCAGGAGACCCAUCCAGGUUUGAGCGCAAAGAUGUUUGGGACAUGAAGUGGGCAAAUGACAAUCCCGACUUGUUCGCCAUGAUGGAGAAAACCAGGAUGUACGUCUUCAGGGAUCUCGACCCAGAGGAACCUAUUCAAACCUCCGGAUACAUCUGCGACUUUGAGGACCUGGAGAUCAAAUCUGUUUUGCUUGAUGAAAUCAUGAAGGAUCCAGAGCGACCAAACAAAGACAACCUCAUCAACUUUGAAAUCCGCUCCCUGAGAGACAGUCGGGCACUGAUUGAAAAAGUUGGCAUUGAAGAUGCUUCACAAUUUAUUGAAGACAAUCCUCAUCCAAGACUCUGGCAUCUGCUGGCUGAGGCAGCUCUCCAAAAGCUGGAUCUGAAGACAGCCGAGGAGGCCUUUGUCCAUUGCAAAGACUACCCAGGCAUUUUGUUUGUCAAACGCCUGGGCAACCAUAAGAGCGAGCCCAUGAAACAAGCCGAAGUGGCCGCCUACUUUGGCAGGUUUGAGGAGGCUGAACGCAUGUACCUGAAUAUGGAUCGCAGGGACCUCGCCAUCAACCUCAGGAUCAAGCUGGGAGACUGGUUCAAAGUGCUCAAUCUACUUAAAAAUGAAUCUGUGGCCUGUGAUGAUGCUCUGCUCCAACAGGCUUACAAUGGAGCUGGAGACUACUAUGCAGAUAGACAGAAGUGGGUCAUGGCAGUGCAGAACUACCUUCAGGGUCAUAAUGUGGAGAAGCUGGCAGAGUGUUACUACAUGUUGGAGGACUACGACGGCCUCGAGAGGCUGACUGCAGAUCUGACUGAGAAUCAUACUCUGUUACAGGAUAUUGGGCAGAUGUUUACCAAUGUGGGGAUGUGUGAACAGGCUGUGAAUGCCUACUUGAAGUGCAGCCAGCCAAAAGCUGCCGUGGACACGUGUGUCCAUCUAAACCAGUGGAACAAAGCUGUGGAACUAGCAAGGACUCACAACAUGAAGGAGAUUAAAUCUCUUCUUUCCAAAUAUGCCUCAUAUCUUCUGGAGAACAAUAAAACUUUGGAGGCGGUAGAACUCUAUCGAAAAGCCCACCACUUCCUCGAUGCAGCUAAACUCAUGUUUAAGAUUGCAGAAGACGAGGCAAAGAAAAGAAGCCGACCUUUGAGGGUGAAGAAGCUUUAUGUUCUGGCAGCACAGCUUGUUGAAAGCUACCAUGAGCAGGUGAAGACGUCGCAGCAGAGCAAAGCCAAAGGAAACGAGUCAAAGACAGCAUUCGCACUCGCUGGCCUUCUGGAAGAAGAUGCCAUCUCUUCAGACAAUCGUCUUAUAGACAACGCCUGGCGAGGAGCUGAAGCGUAUCACUUCUUCCUGCUUGCUCAAAGGCAGCUGUACGCAGGCCACACAGAGAAUGCGAUGCGCACCGCCCUCCACCUGCGUGAAUUUGAAGACAUCAUCCCUGCCGUGGAGAUCUACUCCCUGCUUGCCCUCUGCUCUGCAGUCAGCCGGGCCUUCAGCACUUGCUCGAAGGCCUUCAUCAAGCUGGAGUCCCUGGAGAGUCUGAGCCCCGAGCAGCAGCAGCUCUACGAAGAUCUGGCUCUGGAGAUCUUCACUAAAUACCCCCCAAAAGACAGCUUCAUGAUAGAGGCGGAUAUCUCAACAGAGGGGUCCGAGGGAAAAGUUCCCACAUGCAUCGUGACGGGUCUGCCUAUCCAGGAGUACCAGUUUUGGAUGUGCAGCGUGUGCAAACGCUGUGCUCUGGAGCAGAAGAUUAGUAAAUACCGCUACUGCCCGCUGUGCCACAGUCCUUCAGCYUAAUCUACAAAGUUUCACAUGAAGAUUUUAGUUCAAAAAAAGGAAACUUUCAAACUUGUUCUUUGUUUCAGACAAUUAACGCUGACGCCAUAAGUUGGUCAGUUGUAACAUCUGACUUUUCAUUUUCAAAUGCAAAUUGUGAAGAACGUACAUGUUUUAAUCAUCUAUAAAUGGUUUAG
Molecule: messenger RNA, 4091 nt
Organism: Austrofundulus limnaeus
Lineage: Eukaryota; Metazoa; Chordata; Actinopteri; Cyprinodontiformes; Rivulidae
Gene: wdr35
Product: WD repeat domain 35
Exons: 28
Coding region: 358-3915 (1185 amino acids)
Biological process (GO): intraciliary retrograde transport; protein localization to cilium; non-motile cilium assembly
Cellular component (GO): non-motile cilium; intraciliary transport particle A
Molecular function (GO): protein binding
Source: RefSeq, a predicted model, not a curated record